Molecule: messenger RNA, 3733 nt
Organism: Myxocyprinus asiaticus (Chinese sucker)
Lineage: Eukaryota; Metazoa; Chordata; Actinopteri; Cypriniformes; Catostomidae
Product: YTH domain-containing family protein 1-like
Exons: 6
Coding region: 367-2202 (611 amino acids)
Biological process (GO): mRNA destabilization
Cellular component (GO): cytoplasm
Molecular function (GO): mRNA binding; N6-methyladenosine-containing RNA reader activity
Source: RefSeq, a predicted model, not a curated record
CGCAGAUCCCGGAUGGAACGGCCAUUGGGCGGAAGUGAAUAGAGGUGCACAAUAACUGCGGGCUGGGAGGAGGAAAAAUACAUAUAAACACUUAUAAAAAAUUACACGCACCGUGUGACAGCAUUGGAUAUAAUCUCCAAAACGCAGAACCUCUGAUACUCGCAGAAACAUCUUAACGCUGGGACUGCGCUCAAGAGGACCUGAUCACCGGAAUCAAGUCUGGAACUUGCUGAAAAAAAGCGCAGUUCAGCUUGCACGGAGCCUAGAGGAACCCACGGGCUUCGGGUUACGCCGAGCACCCUCGCCGCCGCUGCUUCUUUUUCUUUGCAAGACUCUUGGCGAAUUCAAAGGGACUCUUGAUGAAUUAUGUCUACCACCAGUAUUGACCCACAGACAUCUAAAGGGCAAGACGCUAAAGUGCAAAAUGGCUCUCUCCAUCAAAAGGAAACCGUCCACGACAGUGACUUUGAACCAUACCUCACUGGCCAAUCUAAUCCGAAUAACAGUUACCAAUCUAUGACUGACCCAUACCUGUCCAGCUACUAUGCCCCCUCCAUUGGGUUCCCAUACCCCCUCAGCGAGGCCCCCUGGUCCACCGGCGGAGACCCGCCAAUCCCAUACCUCACUCCGUAUGCCCCCCUCAGCAAUGGAGACCAUCACUUCAUGCAUGACACAGUGUUCGGACAGCCGGGGGGUCUGGGCAGUAGCAUCUAUCCCCACCGUUUUAACUUUUUUCCGGAGAACCCUGCAUUUUCUGCCUGGGGUACUAGCGGCUCCCAGGGCCAGCAGACUCAGAGCUCUGCAUAUGGGGGCAGUUACAGUUAUCCGCCCAGUUCUCUAGGAGGCACCCUGGUGCCAGAUGGGCAAACGGGCUUCCCCAGUGACACCCUAAACAAGGCACCAGGUAUGAACAGCUUGGAGCAAGGCAUGGUAGGGCUUAAGAUUGGUGGUGAUGUAACAGGAGGUGGAUCAGGAGUGAAAACGGUGGGCUCAGUGAUCGGUGGAGGGCCAGUGGCGGCAGCAGUGGCCACGGGUAAUGGUGGAACUCCUAUAGGCCUGCCACCCCCCAAACCCACAUCUUGGGCAGCCAUUGCUAGCAAGCCAGCCAAGCCUCAGCUGCUGAAGGUGAAGAGUAAGCCAGGGAUGCCCAUGGCUGGAGGCACCCUGCCCCCGCCACCCAUCAAACAUAACAUGGACAUUGGCACUUGGGAUAAUAAGGGGCCUGUGACGAAAGUGGCUUCCCCACUGCCCCCCCACCACCACCAGCAGCAGCCUCCCCUCCACUCCCAGGGUCACCUACCACCUCACCAUCACGGGCUCCCACCUCAGCCCCCCAUGCCAUCUGCCCAAUCACUUGCCCAGCAGAUGGCUAUGCAGGGCCCGCCCCCUCCACAGCCUUACCAGAACCACACCCCAGCUCCUCCCCCUCAAACCCGAUGGGUUGCCCCACGCAACCGUAACCCUGGUUAUGGUGGGGGCGGCAGUGUGGACAACAGUAUCUCCUCAAGUGGUGGAGGGGUCGGUAACGGGGGCGGAGGUGGUCCUCCAGGCUCCGGGACCAACGAGUCGCACCCGGUCCUGGAAAAGCUCCGUGCAGCGCACAGCUACAACCCCAAGGACUUUGAUUGGAACCUAAAAAACGGACGGGUGUUCAUUAUUAAGAGUUACUCAGAAGACGACAUCCACCGCUCAAUCAAGUACUCCAUCUGGUGUAGCACGGAACACGGUAACAAACGGCUGGAUUCUGCUUUUCGCACCAUCAACGGCAAAGGUCCUGUCUAUCUGCUGUUCAGCGUUAAUGGCAGCGGACACUUCUGUGGCGUAGCGGAGAUGCGCUCGCCUGUAGACUACGGCACCAGUGCCGGCGUUUGGGCACAGGACAAGUGGAAGGGCAAAUUUGAUGUGGACUGGCUGUUUGUUAAAGACGUGCCCAACAGCCAGCUCAGGCAUAUCCGACUGGAGAACAAUGACAACAAGCCUGUGACCAACUCCCGUGACACACAGGAGGUGCCUCUGGAGAAGGCCAAGCAGGUGCUGAAGAUCAUCGCCACCUACAAACAUACCACCUCUAUCUUCGAUGACUUCUCACACUACGAGAAACGGCAGGAGGAAGAAGAGGUGGUAAGAAAGAACUUAGAGCCUGCACCUCUCCAGACCCGAUCCCGACUGGAUCAAGAACGCCAGAACCGAAAUAAACAAUAGAAGGCUGCCCCCUACAGCUGAUGAGCAGUUGUUUUAGGACUGACCAUUUGAAAAUGAAAUUUAAAGAGGACACAAAAUGAAAUUUAAAAAAAAUAAACAAUCAUUAUGUUUUUCUAUUUAAUUCUGGUGACUUCAGCCAGCGUCAGACUCGAGCCUCUGCGCUUGUGGCUUCACCUGUGGGGGCUGAAGUCCAAUAGCGCCUCUCAAUGUUGUCAUCAUUUCAAUUUUUAUUUCUCUUCUUUUCUAUCAUUUGGUAUUGUUUCCAUACCUCUCUCCCCCCUUUGACCAAGCAAUAUCUGCACAAGUCUUUCUUUCAUCUUUUUUUUGUUUGUUUGUUUGUUUGUUUGUUUUUUCAGCCCCACUGCUCAUUAUUGCCCAUCAGAGUUGGAUAACCAAAAUGAGUGGGUAGUGAAUUUUGGGAUGUAUGUAUGUGUGUGUGUGUGUAUCAGGGAUGGUGAUGGAGUGUGUCAGUCAUGUCAGAUGGAAGAGUUGAUGGGACAUGUUCAGACUCUGCUCAGUUCGAGGGGGAGAGGGCAUUUUCAGCAUCAGUAACUGUUAUUGGCCAGUUUUAUGUUCUGUAGAUCCAGAAGGUGUUUGAACCCAUUCGUGGAGUAUCAUGUAACUGCGUAGAAGGGACAAUGAAAUGUGUCUUGACAUGAUGAGAUGAUGUUAUAAAAAACAAAAAAAACUAUAUUUUUGAAUUAUGUAACACUUGACUUUUUAUUUUCAGUGACAAGCCAUGUAUGUCACAAUUCUUUGAACUUUUCUUUUUCCUUUGUGUUUGUCCUGCUUGGAGCCUUAACAUUUAAAAGCUACGGUGUCAUCAAAACCGUUUAAUAAUGGCUGUUCUAUACCUCAAUUGAAACAGCAUUAUCAGGGAGAAGACAUCACAUGCAUCCUUACCCAAGGGAAGUCGACAUUGUCACUGGCUGGACUUAAAAAAAAAAAAAAAAAAAAAAAAGUAGAACUUGUUUUAGUUAUUGUUCAAAGACCAAUGCUCAGACUCUGUUCACAUACCUACUUGUUUAAAGAGCAGAAAUGUUACUACUUACUGUUCCAAACCCCACCCAGCAGAGGUCGCUGUUUCUUUAAAUCAAACUGAGAGAUGUAGCAAUUCACUGCUUUCAUUUGAAAUCACUUUAGAUGCCUCACUUUUUUUUUUCUUGUUCUUUCUUAACAGAUUUAAUUUUAUCGCUUUUUCCUCCCCCAUUUUCUCAGUAUAUUGCUAAGCUUUAACGUAGGAUCAUAUGAUUAUAACAAUAACAAAGAACGCCUCAAAACGUGUAACCUGAAAAUUAAUGUUACUGGUUUACUGUUAAAAGAGGACAAAAACAAACAAACAAAAAAAAAAGAGUAUAUGGUUUCUGUGUGUGAUUUUCUAGGACCUGCUUGCUGUUUUGUGUGUUUGUGUGUGGGAGAGCAGAAUUGAACCAUGUGAGGGGUUUCAAAUUUCUAGAGUCAUAUAACAAAAGAUUCAUGAAAAUAUAUGAAAUGCUAAAAAUAUUUAAAAUAAAAAUAAUUACAAGACAAA